UUCAUUAAAUAUUUUCUUUGAACUAGUUCGUCCCAGAACGACACAAUUUAAUCUUUAGAUUUUGUUUAUUUAAUUGUAAUAAAUAGUGUAACGUCAGUACUAUUGGAAUUUCUCUUAUGGAAUCCAUUGUUUGUUUCCUUUGCACAGAAAACACUGCCAAAUGCAAUGACGAAUUUUAUGACGUCUUAUCAGCAAUUGUUCCAUUUUCUCAAAAGCCACUACAUGUUGUACUCCAGCAUUUGGGAAAUUGCUUAAAAUACAAGUUGAUUUUCCAAAAUGGCACCUAUGUUUGUGGCGAUUGUUUCAGAGAACUUGCCAGCUACGACAAUUUAAUGGUAAAUUUGUUAAAUUCUCAAAAACGUCUAACAUGUCAGUUGCACUACGCUCUAGCUGAGAAAAGCGGUCAGCCACAUUUUGAGAAUGAGGAACCCAUACAAAUUGAGCUAGAGUUUAAGGGCGACGCAAAUUUGGAAGAUGCCUUUAAUCCAAACCUCGACACGAAAGAGGAAUUGAUCGAGGUUGAGGAAGAAGAUGUUAUCGAGGAAAUUGUCGACGAUUCGACUGGUGAGUUUAGUAAUGGUAGUAGCCAAACGAAUUUCGACUUAGACGAGAUUGCAAGCACCGGAGGAGAGCGCAAGCGUAACCAACAGGACUGUCCUACAUGUGGAGCGAUCUUCACAUCUAAAUACCUGCUGCAAAGCCAUAUAAACGAGUCUCACAGUGGAAAACAAUACAUGUGCAAAAUUUGUGGCGUAUCAAGGAAAGAUGAAGAAUACCUUGAACUUCAUAUGAACAUUCACGAGGGUAAAACGGAGAAUGAAUGUCGCUACUGCCCUAAAAGAUUCUCCAGACCCGUGAAUACACUACGACACAUGAGAAUUCAUUGGGAUAAGAAGAAAUUCCAGUGCGAAAAGUGUGGAGAACGCUUUUCGCUGGAUAAUAUGCUGUACAAUCAUAGAUUGCGCCAUGAAGCCGAAGACAAUCCAGUAAUUUGUAGCAUAUGCAAUCAGUCAUUCAAGUCCCGUAAAACGUACAAUCAUCAUGUUAUGAUCCACCAAGAAAACCGGCCGCGACAUCAAUGCACUCUCUGUCCAAAAUCUUUUACGGAACGCUACACUCUGAAGGUUCAUCUCAAAACCCACAGUGAUCGGCAAAGUCCUACAAGCACAGUUGAAAUAAAACAGCCUCAAACAACGAAAGAUUCGAAAGAGGAAACAGAAGAAGCUAUUAAUUUAUUGGUUGCCGCUGACAGUGUGGAUAACUCUUGUGCAGCUUUCGAUAAGAAAUACGAAGAGAAAAAUGCUCUGGAGCAGCAUUUGCAUGAAGAUGCUGAUGUUAUACUAAAAUAAUGAAAUAUUGCUAAGAUGGUUAUCUAGUUCCAUUAUUACGAAAGUCCAAAAAAUAAACAGACCGAAUUCCUGAAAAAUGUCAAA
Molecule: messenger RNA, 1433 nt
Organism: Musca domestica (house fly)
Lineage: Eukaryota; Metazoa; Arthropoda; Insecta; Diptera; Muscidae
Product: serendipity locus protein delta
Exons: 1
Coding region: 117-1349 (410 amino acids)
Source: RefSeq, a predicted model, not a curated record